Geosmithia morbida is the source of this 603-nucleotide messenger RNA. RefSeq lists its product as uncharacterized. Bases 1 to 603 code for a protein of 200 amino acids. NCBI's taxonomy places the organism in Eukaryota, Fungi, Ascomycota, Sordariomycetes, Hypocreales, Bionectriaceae. The transcript is spliced from 3 exons. The record is from RefSeq and is a predicted model, not a curated record.
AUGCGUCUCGCCGCUCUUCUCGCUAUCGCCGUCGUGGGCGUCAAGGCUGUCGACUACGACAGCUCUCUGAACAUGACCAUUGACCCCAACACUGUCGAUGAGUCGACCCGAGCUUCCUGGUGCCGUGCCCAGUCCGACAGCUGCACUAUUCUCUGCGACAAGGAUGACAUUGAGAACGACUGCGACUACACUGAUCUCUCAUACAACUGCACCUGUGGCAGCAACAACUCGGCCCCGGCCCUGCAGUACUACCAGCAGACCCUGCCCACCUUUAUCUGCACUCAGCUCUUCGAGACUUGUAUCUCGACCAACACUGGCAACGCCACCGGUCAGGAGGCUUGCACCGAUGACAUCGGCGACCUGUGCGGCACCGUUCCUCCCAGCAAGGCCCCCGCGAGCAGCAGCACUGCGUCGUCGAGCUCGGCCGAAUCUACUCCCUCUGCCACCAAGACCAGCGACUCGUCCAGCACCAGCAGCACCAGCACCAGCACCAGCGACAGCAGCGACGACGGCGAUAGCGCCGCCACCACCGCUGGACCCCGCGGUCUCCUCACCAUUGCCGUUGCCGGUGUCGCCGCCGGCCUCGUCGCCGUUCUCGUCUAA